Molecule: messenger RNA, 1422 nt
Organism: Paraglomus occultum
Lineage: Eukaryota; Fungi; Glomeromycota; Glomeromycetes; Paraglomerales; Paraglomeraceae
Source: the annotation of a GenBank genome assembly
AUGGACCAACUGACUAAUCUUACGGUGUGGGAUGUGAAAGAUGUCUUCAAUAAAGUCAAAAAUGCAGUAAUGAAUUAUACUGAAAUGGAGGCUAAAGUGCGCGAGGCUACGAAUAACGAACCUUGGGGUGCUAGCAGUACCUUGAUGUUGGAGAUUGCGCAGGCGACUUACAACUAUCAGUAUUUCAACGAAGUUAUGCCUACUAUUUACAAGCGAUUCACGGAGAAAGAAGCUCGACAAUGGCGCCAAAUCUACAAGGCACUGGUGUUACUGGAAUUUCUCGUCAAAAAUGGAUCAGAACGUGUUGUUGAUGACGCUCGCGCUCAUAUGGCGACUAUUAAGAUGAUGCGUGAUUUCACAUACAUCGAUGAAAAAGGCAAAGAUCAAGGAAUUAAUGUACGGAACCGGGCAAAAGAACUUGCCGAGCUCCUUUCUGAUGUUGACAGAAUUCGCGCAGAACGAAAAAAAGCCCGUGCGAACAGGCAGAAAUACACUAGUGUCAGUUCUGAUUCGCUUGGAUAUACCGGUGGAUUCAGUAGCUCUUCAUCGCGAUAUAGCGGAUAUGGAAACGAUUCGUAUUCGUCAUAUAACGACGACCGAUCUACGUCCUUUUCUCGCUCACGUUAUGAUGAUUACGACUCACCAAAUUCCAAUCGCUUCUCAUCUGGAAGUGACCGUCGGUCGUCUCGUAUAACCUCUACGCACUCGCGUACGAGCUCACUGGCUGAUACGGCUGAUAACGAUACUCCUGCUACAACUUCGAGCAAGAAGGUGGAACCGAUAUUGGUUAGCUUUGGGGACAAGGAUUCAGUUGAAGUUAAAGAAUCGAAGAACACAACCGGACAUAAACCGAACGUGUCAAUUGACGACGACUUUGAUGACUUCCAAUCUGCUACCACAAUUUCAUCUACUACAUCUACACGAAAUGGCCCGAUAACUCCUUCUGGCGGUUUGAAUAACACGAGUGUGAGCAUUGGUAUCGCAAAUAAUAAUGUUACCAGUAAUACUAGCAAUAACAUUACUCCCGUAAAUGGCGCUUUCGGAACAAAACCACUAAUUCCAGUAAAUACUAGCACGCCCUAUCAUGUCACAAAUAAUCUCAACUCCAGCAAAGUCGGCGGAACGCAAGCCAAUUCCUCCUCUUCAUCUGCUUUUCCAAAACUAAAAUCAGACGAUAUCUGGGUCCAAGCAUCUGACCUAGUCAGUCUUGACUCGCUAUCUCUGAAAGACACUCCAACUACGAAUAAAUCUACUGCGCCAUCCAUGAACACGCUCGCAAUGGCUAAUGCGAAUAACAUUUCACUCGGUGGAACUUGGGGGGCAGGAAGAGGCGGUGGGUUGGGGAGUGGAUCGACAAUGCAAAUGAAUAAUGGAGCCAAGGGAAAGACACAAAGUUCCGCGGAUCCUUUUGAUUUGUUAUAA